AUGGAUUGGCUCACCGAAAGCAAUUCAGGAGAAGAAUAUGUCGACAAUUGUACGUACAGCCUUUCAUCUUUGGAUUUCCUUCCAAAAUACAAUUCGAAUGAUAUUCCAAAUUUGGAAAUUCAAUGGCCGUGUGAAGUGAGAACUUAUUGGGUUCAAAUAAGUCCGUUUGUGUCGACGGUUAAAUUUUUACUCACUUACGUCACUCUCGUUAUCAUUAUCAUCGGGAUAACGAUGAACACUCUAUCGUUUUUAAUACUUAAUUCGUCACCGAUUUGUCACACGAGUUUAUCAGUUUUUCUAAGGGCUUUAGCCGUAUCCGAUAAUGGCGCACUUUUAUUUAAUUUUGCAACUGGAGUGGGAAGAAGUCACGUUCCGAUAUUUGCCAAAUUAUAUUUGGAAAGCGUUUGGCUAUGCGGUGCAAACAAAAUUCUAAUAGACGUUUUCCUUUUCUACUCAACGUGGUUGGUCGUGGGAUUAACGGUCAAAAGACUUCUCGUUAUCGGUUGCCCGAUGAAAUUUUCAUUUAAAUGUUCCGUUAAAAAAGCCAAAAGAGUCGUUUAUUCAAUCGGAUUGACAUCUUUUUCAAUUGCUUGCCUCAAGCUCAAGUAUUCCGGUUACGAACAAGACAGCACGUUCGGAUUUAAACCCUGUAAAUUUCAAUCGGAAGGUGUUGAUAACAAGGUUGUUUAUGUUUACAUAGCGUUAUCAACAUGGUUGCCAUGUUUGUUGAUAUUCAUUGGUAACAUAUUGUUAAUACGUCAGGUACGAAUGACGAACAAAUCGAGAUUUAAAUUAAGCGUGAAAAGAUUUAACGACACACACAGAAUGUUGGGUCUUUUGAUAACCGUGUCAAUAACCACCCUCGUACUCAUGCUACCCUUGGGUAUCGUCGAAACUUUCGAACUUUAUUGGGAUGUAGUUCUUAUAAAAAAACCAACGGCUCAAGAUCCGGGACGACAACAAUAUAUUAAAUGCGCGGCAAGAAAUUACUUUAAAAAUUGUUUUCAAACGCCAUGUUGUUGUCGAACGUUUGUAUCCACGUCGAUAACGAGAAUAAGAUAUCAAUUGUCAAAGCUAACAAGAUCAAACGCUACAACAUCCACGGAUAUUGAAAUGGAAUCUCAAAAUAAUAAUAGAAUAACACACAAUUCACCGGAAAUGGGAGGAAAAGAUGAAGAAAAAACAUCGUGA
Pediculus humanus corporis (human body louse) is the source of this 1191-nucleotide messenger RNA. RefSeq lists its product as uncharacterized. The record is from RefSeq and is a predicted model, not a curated record. Gene Ontology annotation, molecular function: G protein-coupled peptide receptor activity. Bases 1 to 1191 code for a protein of 396 amino acids. The transcript has 6 exons. Gene Ontology annotation, cellular component: membrane. Lineage: Eukaryota; Metazoa; Arthropoda; Insecta; Psocodea; Pediculidae.